This is a messenger RNA of Homalodisca vitripennis (glassy-winged sharpshooter), 1793 nucleotides long. Its product is annotated as CDGSH iron-sulfur domain-containing protein 3, mitochondrial-like. The record is from RefSeq and is a predicted model, not a curated record. Gene Ontology annotation, cellular component: intracellular membrane-bounded organelle. The transcript has 3 exons. Gene Ontology annotation, molecular function: 2 iron, 2 sulfur cluster binding. NCBI's taxonomy places the organism in Eukaryota, Metazoa, Arthropoda, Insecta, Hemiptera, Cicadellidae. The coding region runs from base 128 to 580 and encodes 150 amino acids.
GAUCAGCUGAUUGUUGGGUUUGACGUUAGGGGUUAGAAUAUUAGUUGUUUGUGAAUCUUUGGAAUUAAGCCUAUUUAUUUACUACUUAUAGUUUAAUAUAAAAUCUAAGAGUUCAAAUUCUUUUGUAAUGGGUUCCGUUUCUUAUCUAGUUUCAAGUGUUUUAAGAAACUCUAUGAAAAGAUAUUGUCUUUUUCAAAGACCUAACGUUAGACCUAUCAGUUUGAGUGAGGUAAACUAUUCAAAAAAAGAUUCUUCAGAUAUCCCUAAAAAUACACUAGAAGAACACAUCACUGCUCACAAGCAACCAACUUAUGGUUUGGUUUAUGACAAGAAGCCUUUCAAGGUCGCUCUGAAAGCAAACAAAUUGUACAGCUGGUGCUGUUGUGGCUGGAGCAAAAAUCAGCCAUUCUGCGAUGGGUCGCACAAGAACCCAUAUGUCCGGAUAGAACUGCGGCCGGUGAGGUUCAUGGUGGAGGAAGACAAGGAAUACUAUCUGUGUAACUGCAAACAGACGAAACACCGACCCUUCUGUGAUGGGACUCACAAACGAGAGGACAUCCAAGAGCAGGUCAGGUCCUAGUCCAGCUCCACAAGGUUCACUGCCAUAAGACUGUAGACUGACAUAUGGGCCUUAUACUACUUGGGAGGAAAAUCAUUCAUUAUCAAAGUCAGUGAAAAUGAGGAAGCCAUCAAUAACUCAAUAGGUUUCUAUUUACAGAAGUGUCUAGUCAUACUUAGUUAUACCUCUACACUGAUAUCUUGUCAUGUUAGAUAAGUUAUUAUUUGGAGCAUGUUUGAAUAAUGCAGAUUUACAGUUACAAUAGUUAUGAAGAGAAACUAAUAAAUAAUGUCUAGUUUAUAGACUAAUAGAAUAAGAACUACAAACUACAAUCUAACUGGCAAUCUUGUCUAACUGUCUUGUCUAUCUUGUCUGCAUAUGUUGAUGCAUUUAUUAUAUUGGAACUAAGUGAGUUGUUUGGAAAGUAAGUUGCCCUAACAAAUAAAAAAAGUACAUGUAACUUUUACAACUUUUUAAAAUAUACAUUUUAAGGAGAAACUAUUGAACUAUUUUUUACAUAUAUAACAUUUUACAUUUAAGCACUUUUCUUAUCUAGGUACAAGCUUUUUACUAACAGUUGCAUAAUACUCUGCCGCCUAUGCCUCCAGACACAAAACACAAUUCACAAAGAAUUUCCACUGGUUGCAUUUUGUGUACCAAAAGAAUUAACAGUUGGUGGGAGGUUUGACUGUGCCGGCCAAUUCGAACACCAGAUUAGAGCGCUUAGAAUGGCAUAGUGACAUUGCUAUAUGUGUGACAAACGCAGUGCCACUUAGAUCGCGUCGCUACUUCCACCAGUUCGGCAAUAAGAUGCCUUAGCAACUUACUUACUGCAAAACCCUCGUAUUUGAAGUACCAUUAAAUCUUCUUAUGAACAAAUUAAAUAAAAAAUAAAGUCCUUACCAGCUUAAGUAAAAAAAUUUCUGAUGUGUAAAAAACUUACAACAAAUAGUAUGUAAAUAUUUUAUUUUGGUUUAUAUACAGUAUGAUCAGUACAAAUUACAUUUAUAAAAAGUUAUUGGUGGUUGUUCUAUAAUAGUUACUGAUAAAACUAACCACGUUGUUUCUUGUUUAGUUUACAGUUAAACUGUUUUCUUGACUAGUAGAGUAAGGUCUAGUUUAGUUAAUGUUUGUUAAUGGUUAGUUAAUGCCAUUGUUCUCAGUUUACUUUACAAUUAAUUGUAUAUUACCAAGUGUGGAAUGUGAAUAAAUUUCUAAUUUUUAUUUAAUAUUA